Messenger RNA from Rhinichthys klamathensis goyatoka, 1168 nucleotides. RefSeq lists its product as uncharacterized. NCBI's taxonomy places the organism in Eukaryota, Metazoa, Chordata, Actinopteri, Cypriniformes, Leuciscidae. The record is from RefSeq and is a predicted model, not a curated record.
GUUAUUUGUCUCCGCGAUGUGUUCCACUUACGAUUCCUACAGUUGCCAUGCUGUUUUUUCGUCACCUAGUACGGAAGCCCGCUAGAGUCAAAACACUGGAAACGCACACACGCGCAUUAUCGGAUGGGAUUUCAGGUCGUCUUAUAUCACUUGUAUUCCACAGAUCUCACAGUUCAGGUAACACUCCGGCAUGAAAAAGCACGUGAAAUUCCUUGAAAACAACACCGAUAAAAGUCGUCUGCAUCACAAAAAGUCGUUUUUGCCUUUAAGGCCAUCUGGUCUCAACCAUGUGCAAACUGGAAAAACAAACUCAGUAUUUGGACAUAAAAUACAACCUGCAACUGUACAUGUGCCAGAACAAGAUCGGGGCAUUAAAACUAUUCAUAUCCCUAAGACCAUGACUGCUGCUCCAUUUUUACAGCAUCCAGGCCUGACACCAGGACAGAAGCGUUUUCUGUACAGUAUCGCAGAGGCCUACAGCAAAGAGCACAUGCGGCAGCUAAUAUGUCAACAUUAUAUGAACGUAUUACACCGGUGUAUCCGGACAGUGCCGGAUGCGCAUCAUGUGAAUGUAAAUGUGAAACUGCAGAUGUCAACAUACACCCCAGAAGUAGAACACAUGGCAAACUCUCAGAGUACAUCUAUAAACAAGAAAACAAAAAGUGCAAAGAGAUCUUCGACUUCAGAGAAAGUCAAGAAAACAACUUUACCUAAUAUCGUCAAUCAUCAAAGAGUGUCUUCUGGAUUUGCAAAAUCGAAUAUGGGACAGCCAAGAAAAAGGAGGGCUACCAUUUCAAAAAUGCUUCUUCACAGGGUAGGUUUGUUCUACUACAGACUAACAAUGGUGCAAUAUACAGCAUCCUUUGAACACUUUAGGUUCCAGUUUUUAACAUUAUUCAAAAUGGAGUUAAUGGACCUAACAUUUCCAGGAUCACGGCCAUGGGAAGCUGACUUUGAAUGGGAGGCGACUGAAACAGAUUCUUAUCUUGCUGGACACAUGAGUGGCCUGUCUUUUAAUGAAUCGGAAGAAGAUGAAGAGGACUUUAUAUUUCUUACCUAACGCAUCAAUCUAGGUUUUUGUCAUUUAUGAAAACUAUCUAACAAAAUCAUUCUUAAAACAUAUCCUAGACAUAAACAAUCCAGAUGUCCAAGACAUUUCAAAAUAUUU